Molecule: messenger RNA, 1820 nt
Organism: Caretta caretta (loggerhead turtle)
Lineage: Eukaryota; Metazoa; Chordata; Testudines; Cheloniidae
Gene: TMEM207
Product: transmembrane protein 207
Source: RefSeq, a predicted model, not a curated record
AUCACAUGUGAUCAUAUAGCUGCAGCUAUAAACAGAGCCUUACAAGGGUUUCUGUUGUUAACAAUGUGGAGACCCAAAGCUCCGUGUCUCACCUGGCUGAUCUCAGAAAUUGGAGGCCUGUGUCUGACAUUAUUCCAGUUAGCAGACUCUGAUCCGAAAUGUGACCCUGAUGAAGCGUGUGUUAAUUACAACGAGGAGAGCCUCAGUACCUGGUAUGUCUGGUUACUGAUCUUAUUCUUUCUGGCCACGAUCCUGUCCUGUGGGAUUCUCUUCUGCCUGCAGUGCUGGCUGAAACAACGGAGCAGCUUCCCCUCCCGGCGCACACUUGCCGUGUUUGCACUCAGUGACUCCGAUUCUCUUGGUGUAAGUGAUGCUUCCCCAUGUGCAUUUUCCGGGGUGCACGCCCACUCUCCAAACCCAGACCUGUGCCCUUCUCCCGCCCUGCGCAUCGGCACCAGAGGGACUGGAUCGCCUCCUUCCUACGAGGAUAUUAUGAAGGCAGGCAAACACUAGGGGCCUGAUUCAUUCCCCUUCCCCCCGUGUUACUCCAGAUCGACACCAGUGUGAGAACAGAAUCAGCCAGAAGGCUGAAGAGGAGACAGAGGAAGUAUUUUAUUUUUAACUUAAAAGGGGAAACGACAUGCCAAUAGAAAAACACCCACUUUUCCUUUAUACGCCAAAGGACUGCACGGCAGAGAGUAAGUUUUCACUGGCCCUGCAGGCUGAAGAUCUGGAUCUGAACUUCAGGCUCCUCCAAAGUUUAGGUCUGUCUGUACCGAGCAUUUUUGGUUCAGCCUGAACAUUUAGCCUAUUAAAUAUCCUAAUUCCUCCCCUGUGCUUACAACUCACUGCCUUUCAGGAGCGAAGGCUCGGAAAUGACUAGGCAGUGGCUUCUCAAGGCAGAAAGAGAUGGGUUUGCUUCAGUCAUUUGGCACCGAGCCAGCAUGGCACCCGUGGCGUUAAGAGUUGCACUGUUCUACUGUGCAGUGCGGUGUAAAUAUGCCCCAUGUAAGUGAAGGGCUGUUUGCCUCCCGUGAAAUGCGUAGCAUGGUUUAAAAGACACAGAUAGUGCAAAAUACAGCUGCUUUAAAGGCGGCAGAGGAAAAGCAUGAACCAUGGCAUGUGCAGCCGGAACCAAAUUAAAAUGUUGCUUUGGUUAUUUUCAGUUGAUGUAAAUACUCUUGAUUUCAGUAUUAAUAUUGUGACUGUCUCCACUGUGGUAAAGGAAUGGUGGUCAGCCCGCAGCUCUGUCUGCCGGACCAGCCCCAAAGGGCAGGAAGGGGACCAGCCUUUGAGACCACUGCCUGCUCUCCCAUUGCAACGUUCCAGGCCUGCUGACUUCCCAACCUCUCCAGUGCUGAGAUCCAAGAUUCUGGUUUUGGCUUAGAAAUAACAAUAGCUUAUAAUUAAUCGAACACAGUGAUCUCCAUAGGUGGUCUGUAUUUUAUUCUGCGUAAAGCAUUAUUGACUUAUUAUUAUUUACUUGGUUCUAAAUAUGUUGCUGCUUUUAAUUUCAUUGAAUGUCGCCUUCUAGUCAUAUUACUGGAGUGGCUAACAAGCCAGGAGAGUUCAGUUUUUCACUAUACACCCCUAUUUUGAAUACCUUAUUCACAAGAUUCAAGUAACCCACCUUCAGGCCAACUUCCAGCAGAGGGCGAUACAGACUAUCAAUAGUGAUUAAGGGGCUUUUUGGUCACAUCAAAAUUGAGCUUGCCACAGAGAACAGGUUAGGGUUGCUGUGUUAUUGCGGGGGUUUAAAAUUUGAUUUGUUUCACAUUUUGGUGCUUUUGUUAUUCAAAAAAUAAAAUGGUUUAACCCCA